GACCCUGGUCUUAUCUGCUCAUCGACCUCCGUGCCAAGCCUGUGUGACGUGGUUUCAGUGCUGCUACCACCGCAGGGAGAGGAGGUCUGGGGUGCCUCCAGGCGAAGGGCGCGCAUUACCGCGGCUGCGCGAGCGCGAGCGUCUCCGCCCCGACCGACGCGUAGAUGGACCUGUCCGGGGAGCCGCUGAGGCGACACGCAAGUCGAGCCGUACGACUUCGGGUUCCUGAAGGUCUCCGACGUCCACACCAUCCACUACGAGAAGUCCGGGAACCCCCAGGGCCAUCCGGUGGUCUUCUCGACAAUUUCAGAGCCGGCACGUCGCCCGACAACAGAAGAAUCUUUGACCCGGAGUUCUAUAAGAUUGUUCUGUUUGACCAGAGGGGUGCGGGCAGAAGCACUCCCCAUGCUUGUUUGGUGGAGAACACUACUUGGGACUUGGUAGCUGACACUGACAAGCUCAGGGAACAUCUUGAUAUCCCGGAAUGGCAGGUGUUUGGUGGUUUAUGGGGAAGCACAUUGGUCCUUGCUUACAGCCAGACUCACCCUGAUAAGGUCACUGGCGUUGUUCUAAGAGGAAUUUUCUUGCUUAGGAAGAAGGAGCGGUUCUAUGAGGGUGGUGCAGCAGUCAUUUUCCCAGAUGCAUGGGAAUCAUUUAGAGAUUUUAUUCCUGAGGAUGAAAGGAAUUGUUUCAUAGCUGCCUAUAGCAAAAGUUUAACUUCAUCCGAUGCUAAUGUUCAGGUUGAAGCUGCUAAGAGAUGGACUAUGUGGGAGAUGAUGACUGCACAUCUUAUCCAAAAUCAUGAUGACGUUAAACGAGGGGAAGAUGACAAGUUUUCAUUGGCAUUUGCAAGAAUUGAAAACCACUAUUUUGUGAAUAAGGGAUUUUUGCCCUCAGACUCGUACCUUUUAGACAAUAUUGACAAGAUUCGACAUAUUAAAGCUUUUAUUGUACAGGGGCGGUAUGAUGUUUGUUGUCCUAUGAUGUCCUCUUGGGAUCUUCAUAAAGCUUGUCCUGAAGCAGAAUUUAAGGUGGUCCCUGAUGCAGGACACUCGGCCAAUGAAAAAGGAGGUAUUGCUGCUGAACUGGUAUCAGCUAACGAAAAGCUGAAAGACAUGUUGAGAAAAUGAGCAGGCUAGAGGUAUUGUUUCUGAUGAUGAAAUUCAGAAGCAAUUUCACUUCUCUAUUUGGGUCGCCUUGUAGGAAGUGCGCAAUAAGGCAUGGUAUUAGCAGGCAGCACACCCUGAUUGUAUGUGUAAAAAAUAUCAAACAUUCCUUUCACAGUCAGCAGGCUGGACUCCAGGGUAUCUUUCAGAAAUGGAUUGUUUCUUCGUUGUCCACUGGCAUGUAAAUAAA
This is a messenger RNA of Phragmites australis (common reed), 1356 nucleotides long. Its product is annotated as proline iminopeptidase-like. The transcript has 11 exons. The coding region runs from base 165 to 1130 and encodes 321 amino acids. Gene Ontology annotation, molecular function: aminopeptidase activity. Gene Ontology annotation, biological process: proteolysis. NCBI's taxonomy places the organism in Eukaryota, Viridiplantae, Streptophyta, Magnoliopsida, Poales, Poaceae. The record is from RefSeq and is a predicted model, not a curated record. Gene Ontology annotation, cellular component: cytoplasm.